Molecule: messenger RNA, 261 nt
Organism: Peniophora sp. CBMAI 1063
Lineage: Eukaryota; Fungi; Basidiomycota; Agaricomycetes; Russulales; Peniophoraceae
Source: the annotation of a GenBank genome assembly
AUGGGUCUACUCGACCACCGGUCACACUCCGGGCUCGUACGCGGAGCCAGCUCCGAACGGCCCUGUCAAGCACAUCGGUCAUCGGUAAAGGUGAACCUGUCGUCGUUAGAACGGGAAACUCUCGUGCUGAACGACUCGCACUCGCGCAGAUUUCUGCUCAAAGCGAAGCAGGGCCUUGCGCAGCGCGGUCACGUCGGUCAGAAGGGUCUUCGAGGUUUCAACGGCGUCGAGCAGGCUCAGUAUUUCACCCUCGAGGCCUGA